AUGCCUGCCUCACGCCCCAAUAGACAGGGCAGGCCCAAGCCCUCUGAGCCUGAUACAAGAAAACAUGCAAUGCGCGCCGGCACUAAACAUGGGAAGAUCUCCAACGAAAAUGCACGAGAGUCAGAGAAGGAGACGUGGACCGAGACCAAUAAGCACCUGCUGAACCAAGUGUCUGGUGUCAGCGAUGAAAGUCCGAUUGGUGAACGCUGGGCUGAAGGGUAUUCAUGUCCGCCCUAUAUGUCGGCUGAUUCGGAGGCCUUCCUAAGCCCCGAAGAGAUCACCGCCAUGCCUCGUCCCACCUUCUACAGACAAGUAUGGAGCAGGCCCAACUCUCUCGUGCGGCCAAUGGAGCCCUUGACACCUGACGACAGCCCCGAGAAUGAGGAAUGUCCCCGGAGGUCCGAAGGAAUAUCUGCCAAGGACGACAAGAAGGAUCCUGAACAACUCCGCCGGUCUUCCAGACAAUCUACCACCGGCAAUACCAGCUUAAGUUCCGACCUUGUGAGCUCCGCCAUACCCAACUCACAGGGACACAUCAAGAAGUAUUCACGACACCAGAGACGUUCGGUUCCAUACUCUCGACCUAGCCGUACCCCCAGACCGAGCCGUAUCCAUUCUCUGAAUGCGUGGCUCAGUCGGAUGCAGGCUUGCUUGAGUGAGGUAGACAUUAAGGCUAUCGACCAGCAAACGGACCGUGUUGGGCUUCGGGAUUACAACCUUAGCCAUGUCAUUGUCAGCCACCGAACGCAUCCGGUCGAAGAGACCAACUUUAUCAUGCUCGUUUGGAAAGAUGUUGCGGGCCCAACUGCCGUCGAUUGGCCGACGUUGCAAGUUACCCUUAAAGAUCGGAUGAGCAAUGCAUACACCACGCAAAAUACCCGCGGAAGCCGGAGGGCAGUUUACGGUGCACUCGUGGUGGGCCAGCUGGCCCAGUUCUAUGUCUUUGUGGGAGAGGGUCCUGCUCAACUGAGCCUCUCGCUCUUUGAAGAGGGCAGGGAGACCCUAAACAUCGAGCAUGAUGGGGACUUGGUCGAUGGUCAUCUGUCAUCGAUUGACAAUGAAUUCUCAGACGAAGUCUUUGAUGACAUUGCCAACGAUCCGAGCUUGCCGAUAGCGGCGGCUCGUUGUAUUGAUGAUGUCUUCUUGCCUGAGACCUUGUCUUCGGGUGCGUUCGAUCUGUUGCCGCAGCCCGAGAUCGUGUCGGAAAGGCUAUUCUCGGAUGCCUCCGAUGCAGGCUCCGGAGGUUCUUUCGAAGCCUUCCUAAGGGAGGUCACAAGGCAAUAUGAGGAGAGCGAACAUAACGACGAAGCAGACCAGGACGAACGUGAACCCCAAGAAGAUAAACAAGUCGACGAACAUAAAGGACGUGAAGAAACCGCACGGAAUCACGAAACCGUAUGCCAAGAUGUGACCGACGCCAUCGACGAUGGCUGGCUCGUCAGGAAAGCGCUCAAAUACAUCGGAGAAGGAGUGCUAGACAAAGCAAUCAAGGCCGUAUGUCUACCGGGCGAACAGACGGACACAGAUACCGAUGAUGAGGAGGGCAAGUUUAUCAUAUCCAGUGCCUGCUGA
Molecule: messenger RNA, 1572 nt
Organism: Aspergillus niger
Lineage: Eukaryota; Fungi; Ascomycota; Eurotiomycetes; Eurotiales; Aspergillaceae
Exons: 1
Coding region: 1-1572 (523 amino acids)
Source: RefSeq, a predicted model, not a curated record